UCCAAUUCCAUUCCUUUUUCCUUUGAUUAUCUUUGAAUUUCUAGAAAGUAAAAGAACUUUCAUAUUAGUUUAUUAUUAUUUUAUGGUUAUGUCAUAGGCCAUAAACAUACGACUGUUUGACACAGAAUUUGAAUACUUUGUUGAUACUAGAUUUGUUGUUAUUUCAGCCCAACAAACGUCUUAAAAUUAACGAGAAUGUCGUAUAUGUUAGGUCAUUUACACAAUGGAUGGCAAGUGGAUCAAGCUAUUCUAUCAGAAGAGGAUAGAGUUGUCGUGAUAAGAUUUGGUCAUGACUGGGACCCUACUUGUAUGAAGAUGGAUGAAGUACUCUAUAGCAUAGCUGAAAAGGUGAAGAACUUUGCCGUGAUUUACCUGGUGGAUAUCACCAAAGUACCCGACUUUAACAAGAUGUACGAGUUGUAUGAUCCUUGCACAGUCAUGUUCUUCUUCCGCAACAAACACAUCAUGAUUGAUCUGGGAACGGGUAACAACAACAAGAUCAACUGGGCGUUGGAAGACAAACAAGAGAUGAUCGAUAUUGUUGAGACUGUCUACCGAGGAGCUAGGAAGGGCAGAGGUCUCGUUGUCUCUCCUAAAGACUACAGCACCAAAUAUCGAUACUAAAACAAGAUUGUAUUUUAUUUUGCUUGUACAUAUGUCAAGUUACUUUGUCCUGUAUCAUGGCUUAAAGUGUGGAAUCAGCCUAAAGACAAAAGAUUAUAGUAAUGUAGAUUUUAAAUGUUGACUAUUUGAUUCUUUCUAUGUGAAGUAUUUGUUUAGAGAGAAGUAAAUUUGUGACUAAUAGUGUACGUUCACAUAAAAUUUAAUAUAAUUUGUAAUUAGUAGGAAUAAGAUAUUUUUUUAUUGGUUAAUUAACAAGGAUUUACUUUAAACAAAUUAAAUUCUAAACUGUAUUAAGAACACAAUUUGAAAGAUUACCAAAUUUAUUUGUGUAAAUGAGCUAAUUUAAUCUGACUUCCAGUGUAAUCUAAAUAAAUAAAUAUAGGAUGGAGAGGACACAGCUAACUCACCUGAUGAAAGGUUGCAGAUGAGUCAAAGAACACAUAAAAUCACACACAUAAUUUACUUAAUAUUUCGCCUCUUUCAGAGGCUUCUUCAGAAGUAGGCCUAGAUGGUAGUUACAAAACAACAGUUUAAAUAGGAUGAUGAAAUAGAAAGAAAUAUUAAGUAAAUUACGUGUGUGAUUUUAUGUGUUCUUUGACUCAUCUGCAACCUUUCAUCAGGUGAGUUAGCUGUGUCCUCUCCAUCCUAUAUUUAUUUAUUUAAUCCAAGCUAAAUGCUUUUUCCUAAAAACAUAACCUUCCAGUGUAAUCUGUAAUCCUGUAGGGUGGGUUUAUGCCAAAGUGUUAUAUUCUAUGAAUAUUUAUAUUAUGUAUUUUCUAUUAAAUUCAUUCAGAAUUUUAACAA
Macrosteles quadrilineatus (aster leafhopper) is the source of this 1428-nucleotide messenger RNA. It is a transcript of the gene Dim1, whose product is annotated as thioredoxin-like protein 4A. The record is from RefSeq and is a predicted model, not a curated record. The transcript has 3 exons. NCBI's taxonomy places the organism in Eukaryota, Metazoa, Arthropoda, Insecta, Hemiptera, Cicadellidae. Gene Ontology annotation, cellular component: U4/U6 x U5 tri-snRNP complex; U5 snRNP; spliceosomal complex. Bases 196 to 624 code for a protein of 142 amino acids. Gene Ontology annotation, biological process: mRNA splicing, via spliceosome.